UUCCUGAGCUGCAUUAAUUUUCCAAUUAAAAUUCUGGCUCCGUGCAUUUUAUUUUUAUAUUUCUAUUUCUUCAUUUUAAUAGAUACAAAUUCAAAAAAUAUGAAAGACACAACGAACUUUCCACCUCUUAAGAACGAUAAUGUUCUCAGAGCAGCUCGCGGUGAACCCGUGGACCGAGUUCCUGUUUGGGUUAUGCGACAAGCCGGUCGUUAUUUGCCAGAAUUUCAAGAAGUCCGCAAAGAGCAUGACUUCUUUGAAGUCUGCCAGACUCCAGAAAUAGCCUGUGAAGUUACUAUGCAACCUUUGCGUCGAUUCGAUCUUGAUGCAUCCAUAAUCUUUUCAGAUAUUCUGGUCAUACCUCAGGCAUUUGGAAUGACUGUUGAAAUGCAUCCUGGAGUUGGUCCAGUUUUUCCUCAACCUUUAGACACACCUGCCGAUUUGGCUAAAUUGACUCCCGAUGGAGCUGUUAGCCGAUUGACUUAUGUCGGUGAUGCCAUCACAAUGAUGAGGCAUAAACUCGAUGGCAAAGUUCCUCUAAUUGGAUUCACUGGAGCACCAUGGACCCUAAUGGGUUACAUGAUCGAAGGUGGUGGCAGCAAAACUAUGUCCAAAGCCAAAUCAUGGCUAGAGAAUCAUCCAGAAGAUUCCAAGAAACUCCUUUCCAUGCUUACAAAUGGAAUUGUAGAUUACUUGGAAAUGCAAGUUAAAGCUGGUGCUCAGAUGCUUCAGGUUUUCGAAUCUAGCGCUGAACAUCUGCCAAAAGAAACAUUCCUCGACAUUGCAGUGCCUUAUAUAAAACAGAUUCGUGAUGAUCUGGUUGAGAGGCUUGAUAGUCAAGGAAUUCCUAUUGUUCCUAUGGUUUUGUUUGCCAAAGGAGCUGGACAUUCACUUAAAGAACAAUCUAAAUUGGGCUAUGAUGUGAUUGGUCUGGAUUGGACAGUUGAUCCUAUCGAAGCGAGGAAGGAGGUUGGUCCAAAUAUAACAUUGCAGGGCAAUUUAUGGCCAGAGGAUAUGUAUAAGACACCGGAAGAGAUUCGUGCUCUAACCACAGAGAUGGUAAAGAAGUUUGGAAAGACAAGAUAUAUUGCGAAUCUUGGACAUGGUAUUACCCCCAAGACACCAAUAGUCAGUAUGGAGACUUUUGUUGACGCGGUACACAAUGCUCUUUAAGAACACCAGACUGCCUUAUAUUGUAUUUUUUUUUUAUUAAAUUGGGAUUUCUUAGAAAUACAAAAAUGUUAUGAACAAAAACUAUCGGGAAUAAAUAUCUACUUUGGA
Messenger RNA from Episyrphus balteatus (marmalade hoverfly), 1278 nucleotides. It is a transcript of the gene Urod, whose product is annotated as uroporphyrinogen decarboxylase. Gene Ontology annotation, biological process: heme biosynthetic process. Gene Ontology annotation, cellular component: cytosol. The record is from RefSeq and is a predicted model, not a curated record. The coding region runs from base 100 to 1170 and encodes 356 amino acids. NCBI's taxonomy places the organism in Eukaryota, Metazoa, Arthropoda, Insecta, Diptera, Syrphidae. The transcript is spliced from 4 exons. Gene Ontology annotation, molecular function: uroporphyrinogen decarboxylase activity.